AUGUAUCGGUCAGUGAGCAGAGUACCAGUUUUCAGCAUUAGUAAUCUGAUUAAGCGGAAUAUUACCAAGAUGAGCAGUGAGACACCAUUAAAUAUGAGGACAGACGGACCUGUUAUAACUUCAAUUACAACAAAGAUCAAGGCGAAGUUCCCUGAUGUGGAACACCUAGCGGUGUUCAACGAUUCUUACAAACACAAGGGACAUGAACCCAUGGAGACCGCCGAAAACACUACUGAAUCACAUAUAAGACUUGAAAUAGUCACUGAGGCUUUUAAGGGCUUGAAUCUGCCAAAGAGGCAUAGAUUAGUCUAUGGUCUUCUUAAAGAGGAGUUCGACGACAUGGGAUUGCAUGCUUUACAAUUAACCACUAAGACUCCAGAGGAGUAUGCAAAGAGUCAGCAAAGUUCCAAGGCUCAAACCUGUAAAGGCGAUUAA
This is a messenger RNA of Nakaseomyces glabratus, 435 nucleotides long. RefSeq names its product Bol1p (gene BOL1). NCBI's taxonomy places the organism in Eukaryota, Fungi, Ascomycota, Saccharomycetes, Saccharomycetales, Saccharomycetaceae. The record is from RefSeq and is a predicted model, not a curated record. Gene Ontology annotation, biological process: [4Fe-4S] cluster assembly. Gene Ontology annotation, cellular component: mitochondrial matrix.